Messenger RNA from Liolophura sinensis, 584 nucleotides. RefSeq lists its product as uncharacterized. Bases 52 to 522 code for a protein of 156 amino acids. Lineage: Eukaryota; Metazoa; Mollusca; Polyplacophora; Chitonida; Chitonidae. The transcript is spliced from 5 exons. The record is from RefSeq and is a predicted model, not a curated record.
ACUUUGAAACCGCACGCUAAUCCGGGAUUUUCACACAUAGUCAACUCCACCAUGCUGAAAUUCUUCGUUGCUGUGGCCCUGACCACAUUCGCCUAUGUCUCCGCCCAGAACUGCGAUGGUUGUGUGGACGAAGACGGUUCAUGCAAAGGAGUUUCGGAGGUACGGAUGUCCAUUACAGAGGACAAAAGCUUCUGUGCCUACGAGAAAUGUAAAUCUAAUGGCAACUGGCAGUUGUUUCAGUACAAGUGCUACUACGAGCCCUCUGAUACCUGUAUGAACCAAGGAGACAGCAUCUCUACUGGAGUCUGCUCUGAAGUGGUUUGUACCCAAACCGAUUCUGGGGCCACUUUCAGAGAUGAGCGAAUCAACGGCUGUGAGGAUUCCAGUGGCACGUGUCAGCCAGUGGGAGCCACCGGCUUCUCUUACGUCUUCAAAGAUGGCCGCGUUGGCGACAACUGCGAAUGCCAAUACGUGGAGGAAGACGGUGAGAUGAAGUACAAGACCAGCUGCGGAGGGAUGUAAAACAAGGGAGAAUACGGGCCUAAUGUCCUGAAAUCAUGUUCAAUAAAAAUGGACAAACAACA